This is a messenger RNA of Silurus meridionalis, 2547 nucleotides long. It is a transcript of the gene ccdc149b, whose product is annotated as coiled-coil domain containing 149b. The record is from RefSeq and is a predicted model, not a curated record. The coding region runs from base 282 to 1742 and encodes 486 amino acids. NCBI's taxonomy places the organism in Eukaryota, Metazoa, Chordata, Actinopteri, Siluriformes, Siluridae. The transcript is spliced from 13 exons.
GUGCGCUGUUUUCACACGGGAAAUGUGGUCUGAGUGCAACUCAUCAGACCCCCAGAUCGGACAGGAUGCGCGAGCGUUUGAUGGUGAUGAUGUUGACGCGCAGGACGCGCUGGCGGCCUACGGCGAUGCGCACACCUGCGUGCGUGUGAUAAUGUGCGCAUGCGCGUGCGAGUAAUCGUUUCCUGGUGUGUAAGAGAAAGCUGGAGAGUAAGAAGGAGGCACUGCUGAUUCUCUCUAAAGAGCUGGACAUCUGCCAGCAGGAGCGUGACCAGUUCAGACUGAUGGCCAAUCAGCUGCGAGAGCGCCACCAAGGGCUAAAGAAGAAAUACAGAGAGCUUAUUGAUGGUGACCCAACGUUACCUCCAGAGAAAAGGACCCAGGUGAAUUUAGCGCAGCUGCUGCUUGACGCUCAGGAGAAGAACUCGAAGCUGAGUGAGGAACGGAAAGAACUGAAUCAGCGAUUAGUUGAGGUUCAGGGUGACAACAAGCUGCUGAGGAUGACUAUCGCUAAACAGCGUCUCGGUGAUGAAGAGGUCGGAGUUCGCCACUUUCCAGCCCAUGAGAGAGAAGAUCUCGUACUGCAGCUGGAAAAAGCUCGAGAGCAGAACUCGGAGCUGGAGCAGAGUGUGAAGGCGGCGGUUGACGAGCUGCAGGACUUGCGUGCGGAAAGAAACGUGUAUCAGGAGAAAGCGCAUCGCCUCAACAUCGAGCUCAACCACAUCCUGAGACGCCACGACGGUCGAAUCAUGGACGUGGACGCUCUGUGUAUGGAGAACAGAUACCUGCACGAACGCUUUGUACAGCUUCAAGAAGAAGUUUCUCUUCUCAAAUCCAAUCUGAUGAAGUACAAGGGGGCGCUGGAGAGUAAGAAGAACUGUAAAGUGUAUGGGAAGGCUAACAGCAGUGCGCUAACAGGAGUCCUCUCGGCUAAACAAGUUCAGGAGCUGCUGCUGUCUGAGGAAAACGGCUGCAGUCUGCCCGUGACGCAGCAGUCCAUCAGCGACCUGAAGUCUUUAGCCACAGCGCUACUGGAGACCAUUCACGAGAAGAACAUGGUGAUUCAGCACCAACGCCAGACCAACAAGAUUCUGGGUCACAGAGUAGCCGAACUUGAAGGAAAGCUGAAAGCACUGGAGAUGUCUGGACUGUGGAGCCUUCCUGGCUUUACUUAUAACGUCUCCGUGGGACUGGGGAGAGGAAGAGACGUGAUUAUUCUGAGUGAACACCAGCCGGUCCAGACGUCGAUGGGGCAUGCGGUGCCGCUACCACACGCCUCCGUGGCAGACAAAGAGGUUGUGACUGGAGAGGAAGUGACCGAAGAGACGACUCUCACUGCUGAGGAUCAUCCAAGCCCGCAUCUUCAUCAUCGUCAUCGUCAUCAUCAUCAUCAUCUUCACAACACAGUCUGCUUAAAACACACACACGUACCUGAACAUCUUUCCACAGAAAGCACCACCAGCUCACUGAGUCCUGUGGAGAGAGUAACACACGGAUACAAGUUAGAAACGUUACAUGGUGAUGAGGAUCUGAGCUCUCCAGCAGAGGAUCAUGGGAAAGAGGGUGGCGCUUUGGUCACAUGUUCCGAGUACAAUCCUGAUAUUCAGGAUGGAUCAGAGAGAGACAUUAGGGACGUGUCAGUGCUUGAUGAAGACUGCACAGAACCUGAUCGCAGAACAGUGAAGAACAUUGAGAAUGUGACAAGAGAGGGAACAGAACCAGAUGCUCCAGUUAGGAGCACGUAGAACAUAGAACUGAAAAAAGUACUGGACUUAAACACGGAUCCGAACACGAUAAGAUCCUGCUUUCAGCCUGUACAACAUUGUCGUGUCAAGUCUUUGUGUCACUUCAUUCAUCUACGUUCCGCAUGCACACCGGGACACGCUCCAGAAGAACACUGGGGGGCGCUGUAUCGCUGUGCAUGGGCACUAUUUUUAAGGCGAUUUUAAGUCUCGAGAUUUAAUCUUUAAAAGACUCAACUGAUCCGAAGUGUUCAAAGAGAAACAUCUUCCAAAAAUCCAGCGCAUCACACCCUUGUAGAUGAAUGAAUCUCCACACAAUCUAGUGGAACAUCUUCCCAGAAGAGUGGAGAUCAUUCUAACAGGGAAUGGGGACUGAAUGUGUAAUGGAAUGUUAAAAAAAAUGGACACCUCAAUCAGGUGAGGUCUGGUGUCCACAAACUUUGUCCUGUACCGUGUGUGAUGGACUGAGAGCGUUGAGGAGGAAGACCUCAUCCGCGGCAGCUGCGUGAUAUCAGAGGCUUCAGUGGAGGGUGAAGGAGACGGAAGACACAAAGCUGUUCUCCUGACACUAAUAACCCAAACCCGAAUUCAAAAGUAUUCGGACAGCCCGAGGGAGGCUUGUCUGUUGUACGAGAUGCUGAAAUGAUAAACGUUUCUACAAGUUUUUGAACAGCCAAUCACAAGACAUCCCAUUCCACAUGUAGUCUCCGUUUCCUGUUAUAAUGAGCUCCACUCUUCUGAUCCACUCGAUGUGGAGAUUCAUUCAUCUACAGGGGUGUUAAUAAAGUCCGGUAGUGAUGGAGGUGAG